Molecule: messenger RNA, 6295 nt
Organism: Cottoperca gobio
Lineage: Eukaryota; Metazoa; Chordata; Actinopteri; Perciformes; Bovichtidae
Gene: slc71a2b
Product: major facilitator superfamily domain containing 14Bb
Exons: 12
Coding region: 349-1779 (476 amino acids)
Biological process (GO): transmembrane transport
Cellular component (GO): membrane
Molecular function (GO): transmembrane transporter activity
Source: RefSeq, a predicted model, not a curated record
UUUCACGCCAGAGACGGCCCUACAGGGCGGUGUUUAAAACACUUCUAACGGUAACUGACGAAAAGGAGGCGACAGCGCUGCUCACCCGGGGAACCCUGGUGAAAUAAACACAUUGACAAAUUGUUAAAUCAGAAUCAGUUACGAUCAGAGCAGAGGAAUUUUGGUGAAAGACGCCGAGCCUUCACGGUUUACCACUCUUGUUACGGUACAGACUUUAAAGUCCAUGAGAGCGCACACACGUAGUUGUAAUUCACACAGCAGCGGGACACCCUGGAAGAGACGGAGAAACCCCAGGAGGAUGUCGAGCAACGCGGACUCGAUGUGAACAUCGUUACGGCAAGAUGUGAGAUGAACCGGGAGAAAACGGCGACCGAGGCCAACGACAUCAUGUUGGUUCGGGGCUCGCACGGCCGAGCCAAAGUGUCUCAUGCGGUGGUGGUAAUCUUCCUGGAGUUCUUCGCCUGGGGGCUGCUGACCACGCCCAUGCUGACUGUCCUCCAUGAGACUUUUCCUCAGCACACCUUCCUGAUGAAUGGCCUGGUUCACGGAGUGAAGGGCUUCCUGUCGUUUCUGUCGGCUCCUCUGAUUGGUGCACUGUCAGACAUCUGGGGCAGGAAGUCCUUCCUCCUCAUGACAGUCUUCUUUACCUGUGCCCCCAUCCCCUUCAUGAGGAUCAGCCCCUGGUGGUAUUUCGCUCUGAUCUCAGUCUCGGGGAUCUUCGCCGUGACGUUCUCCGUAAUCUUUGCCUACGUGGCCGACAUUACAGAGGAGCACGAGAGGAGCACAGCCUACGGACUGGUCUCAGCGACCUUCGCGGCCAGUUUGGUGACGAGCCCGGCCAUCGGAGCCUACCUGUCUGCGCAGUAUGGCGACAGCCUGGUGGUCCUGGUUGCCACGGUGAUAGCCGUGGCGGACAUCGCCUUUGUGUUCUUCGUGGUCCCCGAGUCGCUGCCAGACAAGAUGAGGCUGACGUCCUGGGGCUUCCCCAUCUCCUGGGAGCAGGCUGAUCCGUUCUCCUCUCUGCGUCGUGUGGGGAAAGACACCACAGUGCUGCUGAUCUGUGUCACAGUGUUCCUGUCCUACCUGCCUGAGGCCGGACAGUACUCCAGCUUCUUCCUCUACCUGAGACAGGUGAUUGAGUUUUCUCCUGCAACGAUCGCUGCCUUCAUCGCCAUGGUGGGAAUCCUCUCUAUAGUCGCUCAGACUCUCUUCCUCAGUGUUUUAAUGAGGACCAUUGGUAAUAAGAACACAGUUCUUCUGGGUCUGGGCUUUCAGCUCUUCCAGCUGGCCUGGUACGGCUUCGGCUCCGAGCCGUGGAUGAUGUGGGCAGCAGGAACAGUAGCAGCCAUGUCCUCCAUCACCUUCCCAGCAGUCUCAGCUCUGGUAUCACACAGUGCAUCACCUGACCAGCAAGGUGUGGCCCAGGGGAUGAUCACAGGUAUCAGAGGUCUUUGUAAUGGUUUGGGUCCGGCUCUCUACGGCUUUAUCUUCUUCCUCUUCAAUGUGGAGCUGAACGACAUGCAGCCGGUGGCAGGAAAACCCACACGGACCAUAGAGAAGUCGAUGAUCCCUGGUCCUCCCUUCCUGUUCGGAGCGUUUGCUGUCUUGUUCGCUCUCCUCGUUGCCAUCUUCAUCCCCGAUCACCACAGAAUGGCCGACAACAAGACCUGUUCCACCCGCAAGUCCAGCACCUCCACUGCACACGCUCAGAGCACCAGCCCUCUGCCCACCAGUGACGCGGAGGACAUUGAGCCGCUCCUACAGGACAGCAGCAUGUGACUGACAACCGGUCCGGCCUAUCACAGCGCUGAGGCCAUAAGCACUGUCUGCUAGUCCCGCCCCCUUCAGAAUAAACCUUUUUUUCCUUUUUUUUCUCCCCUUCAGAUCCAAACUGUUCAGAUAAGAUUCAAGGAACGUUAGGCGGCAAUCACACUGAGCUUCAUUUCUUUACAUGAUAUUUAUUCCCUUUUGAUACGUUUACUGCUGUGUGUUUGUCACACAAAUUCACUUCAGUCAGGUUCAGAUUGGUCUAAAAUGUAGACUUAGUUUUAAAAUGUAGUUUAAAAUACUAAAGGUCUGGUUGUUUAAUCUGCUCCUUUCAGGUCUGGUUUCUUUUUGAUUAAAUAUACGUUUUUAGACAGAAAAUGGAAAGUCAAACCGUUUCCUUCGCGGUCACUUUCUCGCAAGCGUCUUUUUUUUUUUUUUUUUAAUUUUUAACUGCAGCUAUUGUUGCUGUAAUUUUAAAUAUUGGUUGAUAUAGUUUUUUUUUCUGUCAGUCGCAGUUGCUGGUAUAAUUAAAAGAAAAACAGUAUUUACAUUAACAUUUCUACCUGUAUUCUUGAUUUGACGACAGUAUAGAGAGACAGGAGUCAGACAGAGUGGACGUGAUGACAUAAUGCUGCUUGAGAUCAAACCAUGAAUGUUGCGGUUACAUGGUGCACAUUUUAACCACUCAAACACCAGGACAUCAGGGUCUACUUUUCACUUUAGCUCCAUCUCGGUGAACUAGUUUUGGUCUUCAGCUCCUCUUUUGAGAAGGUGGAGUUGUGUGUUUUUGUCCCAGUAGUAACUUUUGAAAUGUCACAAUUAGACACAAUUAAUGCAGACAGUUGCUGCAAUUCCAUCAACGGGUUCAGAUCGGAUAAACUCUGCUACGCAAAACGUUGUGUGAUCAUAGGUUGGUGUUAAAGGCUACACUUCACGCAUGGCUGUAAUCCAGCAGUAAGCAGAGUAGAAGAAGUGGAGGUUGUGGACUGGAAGCGAAACAAGUCACGUGGCAAUCUUAACCUCUAACCAAACCAUCUAUGAGAGACACAUGGAGAGAGCUCUUCAGGAUUUUAUUUCAAUUGGGAAACUUUGAAUUGUUCUUUCAUGCCAGCUGGUAUUGGCCAUGUUUCAUGCUGUCCGGAGACAAAUUAAUGCAAUCAUUCUAAUGCACGAGCAAUGUUCGCCGACAGCAAGUUAAAUGACCGUGAGCUAAAUGUUUCCUACAUCCGAACUUAUUCGGUAAAGGCAUUUUCCAUAUCCCAUUUAGCGUGUCAACUCUUGUUCAUCAUGAUGCGUGAUGGGGACGUACUCGUGUGAACCUUUAACCUGGGAUUUAGUUUGCAGUACUCUGAAGUAUAACGCGCCAUGCAAAUCGCUACGUUUUUCAAAGCCUUCAGUCUGGUUGCCGCCUUAUCGCGGUGGAGUCAUCUGUGUGCAUCUGCUGCACCUAACUCCACCCGUCAGGUCAGCAGAGGUCAGGAGAUCAAACGGCCCUUGCUGCACAGGACUAGCGAUGAGGGAAAUGUGUGUAGAAUUUUCCGCACAGCUGACAUCAAGAGUUCCGAAGCUACCGACUGUUUUCACUGAAACUUUUCACCUGGACGGAGAAACGGGGGAGAGGGCGGUGAAGUUGGAGCUGCUCGGCAUUGUGGGAUGGAACACGGGAGUGGAGGUUGUCAUCUGCAGGGAGCAGUGUGGUUGUUUUAUGUUGUCGCUGUUUAUAUUUAAUCCACAUUGCUGACUGUUUAUACUCGUGGAUACCACGACAACGAACUGUCACUCACACUGAGCAUGUGCAAGCUCCGACCAGCUGUGAAGGUCAUCAUCCUCCUGCUGUGUGUUUUUGAGGAGAUAAAUAGAAAACGAAACGUUGAUUAUAUUUAGGAAAUGAAUUCACACAGUUUGAAGUGCUUUUAGGUGCGCUUGUUCAGAGCCCGGGAGGUGUCACGGAGGGGAUUUCUAUGCAUGAUUUACUGAUUCCUGCUCUGGAUUUAAUAUCAUGUUAUCUGUAUUUUGCCUCCUCCCCUUCGAAAUGCCUUCGUUUGGUUUGAAGAAGACAUUUAUGAUGCGCUCCAGUACUUAUGAACUGCAUGCCGCCCACAGUAUCAUGAAAGGUUUUACAACAAAACAUCUGUCGGGUGCCCCAAUGUGGGGGGGGGAUCUUUGUUGCCCCUGUGAUAGAUAAAACAAGAUGAAGGACCCUCUAUGAUGACCUUUAAAUUAAAAAGAGGCUGCUUUGAAUGCUAGAAAACUUCUGCAUGCUGAUGCCCCACCACAUGCAGCAGGUGCCCUUUUUAUUUCUUUCCGCCCUGCUGCUCAGACAGCCACUUUCCAUCAAUGAAAUAUGUUUAGUGGAUCUCAAAGAUGAGACCUAGUUGUGUUUAACAGACCAAACCAGAAGUAUCUCCACAUAUCUGAGUCCAAGAUCCAAGUCAAACAAUAUUAAAUCCAAGAAAUCCAGUGAGAGUGACAUGAAUUUGGGAAGUAAAAUUAAAUCAAAAUCCUGUUUUUCUCUCCUCACACCCCCCGGGCUCAGUGCGCUUGAUUAAUCUCACCAGAUCACAGUUUAGUAUCAGAUCUAUCGACGUCUCCUCAUCUGUUCUUGUGUUUAAAUACUUGAAGUGUGUCAAGCCUGUCUGUUAUUUUCAGGCUCUGAAAGUGCUCCUCCUCCGACCCAGCCGCUUCAUGUCGGACGAAUCAAGCGCUACAGCGAGUAACUGAUGUAGUUUGAACAUGUGUUCCUGGUCCAGGCCCAACGGUCUGAUCUUCAUCUGUGCAGUGAACGCUCUCUGUCAUUAGACUGGUUUAUAAACCACAAAAAAGUUUGGACUUUCAGGUUGUUGAGAACCAAAUUGUGCCAUUUUUUCUUACAUUUUCUGUUUCAAUUAUUUUGUCACUUUUGUUUUCAGAUGUUUUUUUAAGAGGUCAAACCAUGUCUUUCCAACAAACAAAAAAACUCCUGGAAGAAUGGAGAUACAAUUGUGUUCCUCUCUGGUUAAGAUAAAAUGAUCAGUUUUAAAAGACCCUCGCCACCUCAUACCUCAUACCUCACCCAGUGCAUGCUGGGACAGGCUGCUGUUAAUUUCUUCAUGGAAAUGAACAGAAACAAACUGCCGCCUGAGAGGAAGAAGGUCAAUCAAAAAUAACCUGAUGGAGAAUAAUCGGCAGGAACGGAUCGUACAUGAGCUGAAACAUGCAAAACCUCCAAUAUAUAACCCCCUUAUUUGUUAACAUGAUGUCACAUAAAUCCAUUACUGUAAUUCUGUCUGUGACUUGAGACUCUCAUCCUCCAUACGUCUCAGUCCAAAUUAUUUUUUUAUUCGGAACAUAUGCUGCUUUCAAGUUAUAUCCGUGUUGAAAAACCUAGUUACUGAUAGGGGAAGGUGUCUGACAGGUUUCAGUACAGGCGCUACAGAAGUAACCAAAACUUCACGUUGGAUGAUGUCAUUUAUAGUUUCACGCUGUAUUUAGUGGACAUAGCUGGCAUUUUUCAUUUCUUCUUCAACCUGACCUGAAUGCAGCAUCAAAUGUCGAUGCCGCUACAGAAACACCUGAGGGUCCUGGUGAUGAUGAUGACGAAGAUGUUAAUGUGUAGCGUCAUAAAGCACAAUGACGUUACAAUUUGUCUGAUUUGUGUCUGAAGAUUAAAAAAAAAUUCAGAUUCCAUCUUCUGACAACAUCUUUAAAGCUUCUAAGCAUUUUAAAUUUAACGACGAGCUCUCCAUCAGUUUGAUUUUUCUCUCUUUCUCAAAGAUGAUGUCAAAAACAGAAAGAUGGACCUACAGUAUAUUUUUCUACGGUCACUGAUCUGUUCAAUAUCCCAGAAUCCAUCAGUGUUAUUAACUACAUCCUGUAUGUUCUCGUCCUGCUCAGCUCUCUGGCUUUAUGUUGCUGCUGCAUUCACGUCUCAUUGGAAACUCGUCAUUCAUCUGGACAACGCUUUGUAGUUCCUACACAUUUUGCAAACUGAAGAUUAAUUCAGCGCGUCUCUGCUAGAGCUGCAACCAUUAAUCCGUUAGUUUAUUGGCAUGAAAUGAAUCUGCAACUAUAUCGCACCUCUUCCUAACUGAAACUGAAUGUCUCUGGGUUUUGGACUGUUGGUCAAAAUAUUCAGCGGUGGGAAAUUUAAAUGGGAAUAUUUCAGUAUUGUUUCACAGUAGUGAAAACUUAAGUACUGAAAGUGUAUUUGAUCAUCAUACUUAUCCAGCUGUAGACUGUAUAACACUGCUUGUGUUUAGAUAUUUAACAUUUGAGAGCUUUUGUAGAAAAACAUGUUUUAUAUUUUUCAUUUUAAGAAGUUAAAAUAAGUAAUGCUUUGGUAGCGAAACUUUGGGUCUCAUAUAAAAACAUUUCAACGGACACUCAGAUCUACUUAUCUUAGAACUGAGUGUUAAAUUCAAACUAUCCGAUGGGACGUGAAGCUGAAACAUGGCGGGCAGUUAAAACGGACCUAACUGAUGAUGACUGAAGCUUUUUCAAACUGUUUUGUACGUCAGCACUUGUUACUGAAUAUAAAUCUUUAAGUUUA